ACUUGUCAUGUCUUUCGUGUAAAUAUCAGCGCGCGUUAUUAUGAAAUCCUGCAAAUAAUGUUAUAAUAAUUAUUAACUGCAAGCAAGUGCAAGUUCAUCGUUCGUUAGUCCAUGUCUUAAUACCAUAAUCGGUGGACGAAGCAUGAUCUUGUGAUUGUCUGUUAAGUUCGGUGGGAUCGUCUAAUGUCCAAAAUCAACGAUGCCAGUCAUCAAGUGUAACGGGGUCAACGUUGAGUUUCCUUUUGACCCGUACGACUGCCAGAAUGAUUAUAUGAGUAAGGUCAUCGAGUGCCUUCAAUCUGGAACGAAUGGCAUCUUGGAAAGUCCAACAGGGACAGGCAAGACACUGUGUCUGCUGUGUGCUACCCUGGCCUGGAGAAAUACCUAUAUAUCCCAGCAGGAAUUAGGCAGGUGUCUGCAGAGUGCUGACGGGGAGGCUGCUCCUUCAGCUGGAGGGACGGAGGGAAGCUUCAGGCAGAAACUAGCCAAUGAUCUGAAAGAAGGAGCUGGAGGAUCAUGGGGAGACGAACAACAACAAGGGCUGUUUAUGGAUCGUCCAAGAAUCAUCUACGCAUCUAGGACUCACUCUCAGCUAUCACAGGCUGUGGAUCAACUCAAAGAUACAGCGUACAGGCCUCGCGUGGCAGUGUUAGGAUCACGUGAACAGCUCUGUGUUCACCCUGAGGUUCAGAAAGCAGAAAGUCACACAGCAAAGGUGCAUAUGUGCAGAGCUAAGGUGAACAGCAGAAUGUGUAAUUUCUACAAUAAUUUAGAUCAGAAGAAAGCUGACAAAGCGUUCACAGACAGCAUCUUAGACAUCGAGGAUCUUGUCAAGCUAGGAAACACUCACAAGGUGUGUCCAUACUACAUGGCUAAGGAGUUAAAAACCAACGCCGAUAUUAUCUUCAUGCCCUAUAACUACCUCCUAGAUGCCAGAGCAAGAAGAGCACAUGGUGUGGAACUAAACGGAAACAUUGUCAUCUUCGAUGAGGCACACAACGUUGAGAAGAUGUGCGAGGAGAGUGCAUCGUUUGAUCUGACCUCAUAUGACCUGGCUUCCUGUGUGGAGGAGACGGACCAUCUCUUAAAGAAGACCGUCGAGGUCGAGAUGAGUAAUCAAGGAUUCAGGGCAGAUUCGGAUGCAGAUGGCGAUUUUGAUGCAUCAGCACUAGCCACAUUGAAAAAGCUUUUCUUAGAUCUGGAGACUGAAAUUAACAACAUGGCACCGCCAAAGGAUGGAAUCACCAAGCCGGGAGGUUUCAUCUAUGAGCUGUUUGCGAAGGUUCACAUCACAUUUGAGACCAAGGUUGAAAUCCUUCAACUCCUUGAGAAGAUAAUAUCUCAUCUGACUACAAGUUCAACUAUUUUUCACAACAAAGCAGCUGGCCUGGAGAAGUUCUGUGAAAUAAUCAAUAUUAUUUUCAACAAAGCAUCUCCUUCAGGUCAAGUUGAAGAUUCCGGGCGAUGCUACAAGGUUCAUAUUCAUCCAUCACAACAGAAGAAAGGUGGACGGACAGAUCUCUGGACCAGUAAAAACCCAACAAAGGCUGCAAAUAAACAAGGUUAUACCUUGAGUUACUGGUGUUUUAGUCCCGGUUUCACCAUGAAGGACUUGGUUGCUCAAGGAGUACGUAGCAUCAUCUUAACAAGUGGCACCCUGUCGCCUCUCAACUCGUUCAAGUCCGAGCUCCAGAUUGAUUUCCCGAUCCAACUCGAGAACCCUCAUGUGAUCGGUAAACAUCAGAUGACCGUGGCCGUCAUGACCAAAGGACCAGACAACACGGUGCUCAAUUCCUCCUACCAAACAAGAUUUAAUAGAGACUACAUCAUGUCCCUCGGGAACGCCAUCGUGAAUUUCGCCCGUCUGGUACCCAACGGUCUUCUUGUGUUUUUCCCAUCCUAUCCAGUCAUGAACAACUCCCUGGAACAGUGGCAGGAGUCGGGAAUACGGAAUCGCAUCUCACAAUACAAGGAAGUCUUCGUUGAACCAAGAGGCAAGACUGACUUUGUACAAACCAUUGAAGCCUUCUAUGAUAAAAUCAACGACCCCAAACUGAACGGAGCUUGUUUCUUUGCUGUUUGCCGAGGAAAGGUUUCUGAGGGUCUGGACUUUGCGGACAUUAACGGCAGAGCAGUCGUGAUUACUGGUCUUCCGUACCCUCCGAGAAUGGACGCUAAGAUCCAGCUGAAGAUGAAGUACUUAGACGAAGCCCGGAGAAGGAAUAGUUCUGCAUUGAGCGGUCAGGAAUGGUAUUGUCAGCAGGCAUCGAGAGCCGUCAAUCAAGCUAUUGGUCGAGUAAUCAGACACAAGGAAGACUUUGGGGCUAUUUUACUUUGUGAUAAAAGAUUUUCUCAUCACGACACCCGUAUGCAGCUCCCGUCCUGGGUACGUCCCUAUGUCAAUGUCUACCAACAGUUCGGUAAAGGAAUCCGUGAUUUGACGACCUUCUUUAGAGAGACGGAGAAAAUGAUGCCCAAGCCGAAGGUUAAGCAAGCCCGAUCCUCAGCACCAGUAUUGAUCAACCAAUCUCAGUGUCAUCAACAGCCCAUCUCGGCGCCGCCCUCAUUGUCGCUAGCUCCUGUUGCUAAGGCAACCCAGUUUGAUAUGCACGUCCCUAGCUUGAAGAGGAACAGAGAUGGAAGCCAUGUUUCUGAAGCGCAGUUGAAGAUCAUGUAUGAAGACUCUCGACCUAAACCUGCCAAGAAGGCAACGGGUCUCUUGAAUGCGCUGAGCAACGUGGAGACCACUUCUUUGGAUCAAGAUGAGGGGUUUCUGUCUCAGAGAAGCAGUCAGUGCAAGAAUGAACAAUCAUCUCUCCUGAGACGUCUGGACGACCAGAAGAAAAAGAAGAAGAUUGUCAUAAAACAACAGAAUGGAGGUCGCUCUGUCAUGGACAAGAAGACAAGUGCAGAAUUCAGUAAUCCCGAUCAAAUGAAAGAGUCCACAAGCAGAGUUGAAAAGUUCAUGCUCCCUGCGCAGCAAUACAUUGAUGAGGUGAAGCGAACACUGAGUACAGACUCUUACAAAGCUUUCACCAGCAUCCUCCGCAGUUAUAAGAAGAACGAUAACUUCUUGGUAACGACAUCAGAGUUAGCCGAUCUCUUCGUCACGUACGAUGAGUCCAGAUACCACCUUUUCAGAAAUUUCUACACAUUUGCCCGUGCACCACACAAGAAGAACUUUGACAAAAUCUGUACGGACCUGACGGGCGUUGGGUGUGGCUAUAAACCCGAGCAUAGUGUACCCCCUAAGCUGAAGAGAAUCAAAGAGUUGCCGUCAGGUAACGAGACCAAACCCAGCCGUGUUGAAGUAAAUCAACCCAUCAAUUCAACAGAGUCUGCGAAGGGAUCUCUUCCCGGACACACCUCCAACCCCAACAAGAAACACAAAUUCGACAGCGUGACCUUGAGCAAUAUGACGGCAUCGCUGAAUCAUUCUGAUGAGAUGUGUAGGGUCAACCAUCUACAAGGUGCGUCAGUUACCAAGUACCCUCAACUGGCUCCUGAAGCAACCACGAUCUCACAUGAAGGAGAAAGUGAUCUACAAGGGGGGUCCGUCACCAAGAACCCUCAACUGGCUCCUGAAGCAACCACGAUCUCACAUGAAGGAGGAAGUCAUCCUGAGAAGCACCUUCCGAGGCCAGAUGGUUUGGAAGUUCAGUCGAAGGAUUAUACAUCCCUGAUUGUUAAACAAAAGGAAGAAGCAGCCGUAAGCGAUCGUCUCGAGUUUAUACAAAGCUCACGCACAGAGAAAAACUGUUUCAAGGGUCGUCAUCAGGCGUUGGCUCUUAAAUCAAGAGAGCAUAAGCCUGUCGAAUCAAUCCACUUACAAGACACUUUAUCCACUCAUCAUAGUCGGUCGAAUAAUCCUGUACAUCGAGAAGAAGGAUGGCCAGCUCCGAAGGAUCAAGACUGCACAAACUGGAUAGAGAGUGUGUCUGUGAUCUCUCCAGGAGCUUCAGGUAUCCUUGGUGAGAAUUCAAACCGAGUCAAGAGGAGCGAGCAGGCGGAUCUUUCGGAGAAAGAGAAACGUCCGGAGGCGUUGUCCGUUGAUCUUUCAGAGCCUCAAAAUGCUACUAUUCCUCCCGUCUUCCUUGGAAGCCAGCCACAUGUGGAAGAAUUGAAAACAACGCAGAGGCCCGAACAGGAAAGCUCAUCUCAAACCCUUAAUCAGGACGGCGUGGAUUUAAAUGGGAAGGAUCGCCAGGUUAUUGAUGAAGAAGAACCAAUGUCUUUGGAUUCUAGUGUUGAUGAUGUUGACGUCUUGGAUGCAAGCAAAGACCUCUUUGAUGAUAUUGUUGGUCAGCCUGACCACCUCAGGGGAACUGUCUUGAACAUUGAGAGUUCAUCCUCAAAAAACUGUCCAUCAAAGGAAGACUCUAAUCUUGAACAUCAGGGGCCUCCUCAGGAUGAGGUUCAAGUUGGGACUCGAAGUCGGCAAGAUUCAGACCUCGCUUCAUCGACCAGAUCAAAAUGGCCCAGAGUUCAAAAGCUUGCACUUGAGAUGAAGCGUAGCAUUAAGGAAACAAGAGAGAGUGACAGCGGAGGUCUUAAAGAACGGAGAGAUAAGCAAACAGUCAAAGAGGAAGAUCAAGUGAAGGAACAGCCGGUAAACAAGAAUAAACACAAGUCUAAACAUCUCACUCCGAAAAGACAGAGUGACAAGAAAAGGAUGUGCAUGCCUUCAGACGCUGCUAAGAGAAAAGCGGAGGAGUUAAGUACCAAAUCUGCUUCAUCCUCAUCUGAAAAGAGAACCGGACUUUUAGCUGAAGUUGAUAAAAGAAAGACGCCCAAGAAAGCGAAUGCUCCCUCCAAAUCGUUUCAUUUUAAACAAGCUUUGCUGGUGAAGAAGUCGGAGAAGACUCCAGAAAAACUAGUAGACAGUAUGAAAUCAAAGAAAACUCCUGAUAAACGAAAACUUUCUAAAACAGAAGACAACAACAAAUCAAAGAAGACUCCAGAUAAACAUGGACGUCUAAUAAAACCUCAAGAUAGUCCCAAGUGCCUCACUCCAAGUAAGAAGAAAUCAAAAACCUCAGAUGGUUUAAUGAUGAAGUGGCAGACUUCUACACAUACUCCUACAAAGGUUUCAAAGAGUACAACGCCCAGUAAGAAGAAAUCUUUACAAAGCCCAGGAGCAGCCGGUAGAACACCAUCAUCCGUCUCCAAGCACCAGGCCACAGAAAGCACACUAUCAGACUCUUCAGACAAGAGACGCAAAGAAACCAAUCCUGAGACGCCGAAACAUAAUCACAGAAGGACAGAUGGGAAAUCAGGAAAAGUGACAAGACACCGUAAAGACGAAAGAGUUCAUAGUGAUUCUACUAAAGGUAAUGAAGACAAUCUCAAAGAAAACUUUGUAAUUGUUGACGGUCUCUUAAAGCACUCAUGCGGCGACAAAAAUUCUCCAAGAAAACGCUUGAAAACUCCCAGCCCGACAAAGAAACUCAAAAAGUGCAUGCAACCUGAAGAAGACUUCCAAGCAGGUCUACAAGAAUCAAAGAGUACCCCAUCCAAAGAGAAGAAAGCGAAAUCAAAGAGACUGAGAGCUCUAUUUAAAGAGCAGAGCGAGCCACAGACUGAGAAGAAGUUGAACUGCAACCUUGAGGCACCUUGAGGCACAACUUAAAUCCAUCAGUUUUCAAGUCAAAAAUUACUUUAAAUUGUGUGAGUAGCAGGCUGGACCUGUGUGGGUAAGUUACUUUUGCCUAUUUUUUUUUCUCGAACUAAAGCCAGGUUUAUACUUCCUGCGAAUGCGAUACAAAUUUUUGAUGUCACAAACUUACUAGGAAUAAUUUGCAUCAUUGUGCGCAACUCCUGUGAAACAUUUGCUGCCUUAAAACAGCCCUGUGACGUUUAAAGUUCACUUCGCAUUUGCAAUCCCAGGAACUAUGAACGGGGCUUUACAGAGUAAAUACUCAUGCCUGAAGCCAUUCUUAGAUUUUAAAAAUGUUCGAGUAGGCUUCAAAGGGUCUAUGUAACUUUUGUCGGACAAAA
Messenger RNA from Asterias rubens (European starfish), 5997 nucleotides. Its product is annotated as regulator of telomere elongation helicase 1-like. Gene Ontology annotation, biological process: negative regulation of t-circle formation; DNA replication; DNA recombination. Gene Ontology annotation, cellular component: nucleus. Gene Ontology annotation, molecular function: DNA polymerase binding; DNA helicase activity; hydrolase activity, acting on acid anhydrides, in phosphorus-containing anhydrides. The record is from RefSeq and is a predicted model, not a curated record. The transcript is spliced from 31 exons. Bases 200 to 5617 code for a protein of 1805 amino acids. NCBI's taxonomy places the organism in Eukaryota, Metazoa, Echinodermata, Asteroidea, Forcipulatida, Asteriidae.